This is a messenger RNA of Piliocolobus tephrosceles (Ugandan red Colobus), 287 nucleotides long. RefSeq names its product protein unc-13 homolog C-like. Gene Ontology annotation, biological process: dense core granule priming; synaptic transmission, glutamatergic; presynaptic dense core vesicle exocytosis. The record is from RefSeq and is a predicted model, not a curated record. Gene Ontology annotation, cellular component: neuromuscular junction; synaptic vesicle membrane; presynaptic active zone cytoplasmic component. The transcript has 2 exons. The coding region runs from base 28 to 258 and encodes 76 amino acids. Gene Ontology annotation, molecular function: diacylglycerol binding; syntaxin-1 binding; calmodulin binding. Lineage: Eukaryota; Metazoa; Chordata; Mammalia; Primates; Cercopithecidae.
AGUUCCUACCCUGUUUUCCAGGAGCACAUGAUUCGAGAGGAUGCCAAGGGUCUGACGCCAAGACAAUGCGCUGUAAUGGAGGUAGUCCUGGCUACCAUCAAGCAAUACUUUCAUGCAGGAGGAAAUGGCCUGAAAAAGAAUUUCUUGGAAAAAAGCCCAGAUCUUCAGUCUCUGAGAUAUGCUCUCAGUCUUUAUACCCAAACUACUGAUGCCUUGAUAAAGAAAUUCAUAGAUACUCAAACCUCACAGAGUAAGUAACACAUCUGAGACUAAGGUAAACUGAAUAC